UUUUCUACCCGGAAACCACGGCUGCCGGACCCUGAGAGGAGGCUGUGUCGCGGUGGCGUGAGCCGGACUGGUCUCUGGUCCUCGCCUGGGCCCCGCGGAGCCCGACGCCGCCCCCGGCGCGGCGGGGAGGAUGGUGCCGAGCGGCCCCUGGCCCGCCGCGCGCCGCCGCGAGUGAUCUCUGAGCGGCCGCGGGCGUCCGCCGAGCAGCUGGCCCGGCCGGGGCCGGGGCGCGCCGCUGCCCACCGGGGCGGGGUGGAGCUGAUCAGAAUAAUGUUCAGCAUCAACCCCCUGGAGAACCUGAAGCUGUACAUCAGCAGCCGGCCUCCCCUUGUGGUCUUUAUGAUCAGUGUCAGCGCCAUGGCAAUAGCCUUCCUGACCUUGGGCUACUUCUUCAAAAUCAAGGAGAUUAAGUCACCGGAGAUGGCAGAGGAUUGGAACACGUUUCUGCUGCGGUUUAACGAUUUGGACUUGUGUGUAUCUGAGAAUGAAACGUUAAAGCACCUCACAAAUGACACCACGGCUCCGGAGAGCACAGUGACCAGUGGGCAGGCCAGAGCGGCCACCCAGUCCCCUCAGGCCCUGGAGGAUUCGGGUCCAGUUAACAUCUCAGUUGCGAUCACCCUAACCCUGGACCCGCUGAAGCCCUUUGGAGGGUACUCUCGCAACAUCACCCAUCUGUACUCGACCAUUUUAGGGCAUCAGAUUGGACUUUCAGGCAGGGAAGCCCACGAGGAGAUAAACAUUACCUUUACCCUGCCUGCAGCCUGGAGUUCUGACGACUGCGCCCUUCACGGUCACUGUGAGCAGGUGGUGUUCACAGCCUGCAUGACCCUCACGGCCAACCCAGGCGUGUUCCCUGUCACCGUACAGCCACCGCACUGCACUCCCGACACGUAUAGCAACGCCACGCUCUGGUACAAGAUCUUCACCACUGCCAGAGACGCCAACACAAAAUAUGCUCAAGAUUACAAUCCUUUCUGGUGUUACAAGGGGGCCAUUGGAAAAGUUUAUCAUGCUUUAAAUCCCAAGCUUACAGUUAUUGUUCCGGACGAUGACCGGUCAUUAAUAAAUUUGCAUCUCAUGCACACCAGUUACUUCCUCUUCGUGAUGGUGAUAACGAUGUUUUGCUAUGCGGUUAUCAAAGGCAGACCCAGCAAAUUGCGUCAGAGCAAUCCUGACUUUUGUCCUGAGAAGGUGGCUUUGGCUGAUGCCUAAUCCCACAACUGCCUGUUUUCUAAGAGAGACUGAGAGAACCAUAAUCAUUGCCUGCUGAACCCAGCCUGGGCCUGGACACUCUGUGAAUAUAUUCUCUUGCAAUGUUGGGUUAUUCCAGCCAAAGACAUUUCAAGUGCCUGUAACUGAUUUGUAUAUAUUUAUAAAAAUCUAUUCAGAAAUUGGUCCAAUGAUGCACGUGCUUCGCACUGGGGGCAGCAGGAACCCUUCAGCCUCACCUGUGGAUUCGGGAUGGUUCUGCGCGGUGCCAGGGGAGCGCGAUCGCACCACUGCAGAGCAGACCUUGCGUCUUUGCCGAGGUCGCAGGGGCAUUUCGUUGCCGGUGGGGUUGAGGUUUGCUUUGGUUCUUGUUUCAGCCCGAUAUGUACAGAAUGUUCCGAACAGUCUGCACCUUCGAUAUGAUACUGCAUUUCCAAAGCCACCAAUCCAUUUUGUGGAUUUUACGUGUCUGUGGCUUAAUAAUCAUGGUAACAACAAUAAUACCUUUUUCUCCAUUUUGCUUGCAAGGAAACAUGCCUAUCUUCCUUAGUCUUCUGUUUUGUUUUGUUUUUUUUCUUGGAAGAAAAAGUAAAAUAGUCACAUUUUAAUACUACUCUAGUUAGGACAGACUUGUGCUUUUAUCUUGAGUAAAGAGUUAAAUACUUAAAAAUCCCCCACAUGGUAAAGAUCUAAGUUUCAUUUUCCACAUGGAUGCUGAGGAACCUGGUCUUGAUUGAGUUGAGUGGGCACAGAAUGUUUGACUGUCUUUUUCUUCUCUGUGGCCCCUUCCCUCUGUAAAGUUGAAGCAGCGUCCUCACUCAAAAGAGCUUAAAAAUUAAGUAAAUGGCUCGAGAGUAGAAAUUAGCUGUUCUAUUUUCUGGAGUGCAGCUGGCAGUAUAGAAAGAGAAACAGAUGAUUCGGUCUAAUAGUUGUAAAAGAGCUUCUGGUCUUCUUUGAAGAGGGAGUGGAUUUUGUUUUCUUCCUUUUACUUUUUGCAUAUGUUUUUAUGCAGUGAACGUAUCUCCAGAAGGAAAAUGGCAGCUCGGAGA
Hyaena hyaena (striped hyena) is the source of this 2261-nucleotide messenger RNA. RefSeq names its product transmembrane protein 248 (gene TMEM248). NCBI's taxonomy places the organism in Eukaryota, Metazoa, Chordata, Mammalia, Carnivora, Hyaenidae. The transcript is spliced from 7 exons. The coding region runs from base 271 to 1215 and encodes 314 amino acids. The record is from RefSeq and is a predicted model, not a curated record.